Sinocyclocheilus grahami is the source of this 10734-nucleotide messenger RNA. RefSeq names its product dynein heavy chain 2, axonemal. Lineage: Eukaryota; Metazoa; Chordata; Actinopteri; Cypriniformes; Cyprinidae. The record is from RefSeq and is a predicted model, not a curated record. Gene Ontology annotation, cellular component: dynein complex. Gene Ontology annotation, molecular function: minus-end-directed microtubule motor activity; ATP binding; dynein intermediate chain binding. Gene Ontology annotation, biological process: microtubule-based movement.
AUGUCCAUGCAGUCUGAUUCAGGGAAAGGUCACUCCAAGAGCAAACGCCUCCACACCAGUCCCCAUGUCUCUCUAGAAGUGCCAGAGGUUGGAGUUGAGAAAGAGAAGCCUGUCUCAGAGGUGGAUAUUUCAGCAGACAAAGUAGAUUCCUACACAAAACGGCUGAGAGAAGCAUUUAAACGGCAUUUAGUAUUGAGUGGUAUAUCAAAGGAGUCAUGGACAGAGGAAAGUGAGCAAGCCUUGGAUAAAUCCAUCUCAGACUUUUCUGUCAGGCUUGUCUACCAUCACCCUUUCACCGGCCUACGCGUGAACUAUGCCAUACCAGCUCAGGUGGUUGAGCACAUGUCCUACUUCAUUCAGGCAGAGGAUAGUAUAAUCACAGAGGAGAGUUUUAGGAGCUCAGUGCAGUUUGGUUCUGUAAGGGGAGGGGCCAUAGAGGGUCUCCUCAGGCUGAUGAACGGCGUUCACACCCCUCAGGUCACCCUCAGCACUGCCUGGCCAGAGACCACCAAGAACAACUUGCACCCCUUCCUCAGCAAACUUACAGACAGCAGAUAUAAACUGCUGGGCAGCACGGUGAUAUACAUCCCUCUGGAGGCUCUGCAGCACCGCCCAGAGGUGGCCGUCACGAACAAGAGUCUGGUGCGAAGGCUGGAGAAUAACACUGUGCUCGUGUGUGUACAGAUCACGCCAAUGACAGGAUCACGGCUCUUAUGCAAGAUUAGUACUGAGAUCAUCUGUCGGUGUUGUCGGGAGAUUUCUCUGGACAGGAUCUUCCAGGGUUACGUGAUCUCCAGCAAGCAGAUUCUGAAUGACUGUAUCCAGUGCUGCCUGGCCUGGAAAGAACUCUACCUGCACACCUCCCAGCUCCACCACAAAUACUCUUCCCAAGGUUGGUCGCUUGACCUGAUUAGCAUAUUUGCUCUGGUGAAUUCCUUUGUGCAGAGAUGCAAAGAUCUAAUAGAGGUAUGUGACUGUCAGCAGCAGUUUGCUCGCUGGGAAGAGGGUGAGCAAGUGCCGUCGCCAUGCUUUGCAGGAUGUCAGGGGACAGAGGUCACUCAGAGACCUGACCACAGCCUGCAGGUCCUGCGCUCCGUUAAAGACAUCCUAGAUGUCAGAAAUCCCUCUGGGCAUGAGGACUACAGCAGGUUCCGUGCUAAAGUGAAAGAUCUGGAGGUGAUGAUGCAGAAUUUGAUCACUUCAACCUUUGAGACUGUGAACUGUGUGGAGGAAGGAGUACAGCUGCUUGAUGUGUUUCAGCACCUGUCUGGACGAGAGGCUAUCAAGCAGACCAUUGACAGAAAUACGGUGGAUUUAUACGCUUUGCUCAGUGUUGAGCUGAGUGAUAUCAAUUUGGUGAUGUGCAGGCUGUCAUCUCUCACUCCUGCUCAGAUGCCUCAACACGCAGGACAGGCGCAUUGGACCCGAGCAGUCUGAUCACGGAUAGAAAGACCCAUGGAGGUUCUCUAGUGCACUCAUUUCCUGCCACAUGUCAGCAGCGGAGAAGAAGUGCAUGUGAAUUAUGCUAAGUUUUGUCAGACUCUGGAUGAGUAGGUGAGGAGGUUCUUCACAGACUGGAGUCAGAGUCUGAACAGAGAGUGUCUCAGCAGUCUCAACCAGCUGCUCAUGAUCCAUUAUAAAGGGAAGACAGGUCUGCUGGACAUCAACUAUAAUAAGAACCUGUUGAAGAUGUUUAAUGAGAUUCAUUACAGGGACCGACUGCUCUUGGAGAUCCCUCACUACAUCACAGAGGUGUAUCAGUGCAGAGAGGAACUCCACAACCUGAGAGAGAAUGUCCUCCUAGUUGUUAGAGACUACAACAGAAUCAUUAAUGCUCUAACUGCAGAUGAGCUGGGUCUCUUUUCUGAGAGAAUUCGGUUCUUGGAUAGGAAAAUCCAGCCAGGCCUGUCAAAACAGCACUGGUCGACAAAAGGAACAGCCAGCGUCUUUAUCAAUGACUGCAGAUUGCACGCCAACAAGAUGCAGUUAAUGGUGGAUGAAUAUAAGGCAGCUAACCUAGCCGCCUCUAAGCUCUGUGAGAGGAUCAGUGAACUGCUUUUGGUGCGUGUGGAUGGCAAGAUGGUCUAUGGAGACCUGGAGUUCCAGGAGGAUCAGCAGAGUCAUCAGCGUAGCCAGCUUCUCCGACUGCAGAACGCUCACCAGGACAUUAUCAAAAUCAUGGCCAGUGUCUACGGGACCUACCACCUAGAUGGCCCAGAGGUGCAACAGUAUUGGGUGUCAUACAUGGAGAAGAUGGACCGAAUGGUUGAGGAGGAGUUUCGUGUGAAUAUAAAGCGCUCACUGCAGGAGCUCUCUGAAGCCGUCAGUGGAGAUGACAAGACAUCCCCAAACCCUUUAUUCAGAGUACAGGUGGUACUGACACAGCAGACUCAUCGAUCUCUUGCUCAGGUGGAUUUCUCUCCUUCUCUCCAGAAACUGGCCCACAUAGUGAACAGCUUUAGCUCUCAGCUCAUCAAGACCAUCUCAGGGUUCAAACGUUUGCCAGACCUGCUGACCCGCCAGCACUCACAGCAAAAACCCAUCCACAGCAUCAUCGAACAAGAUGAAGAGAUCUGUAAGAUCCAGGGAGCCCUAGCUGCAGGUAUGGUGACUAAUGCAUCUUACCUGCAGACCUACCUGAAGACCUGGGACAAACACAGGAUCUGGGAAAUUGAAAAAGACGGCUUCAUACAGCGCUACCAGCGGCUCAGCCCUACAGUAACCUCCUUUGACGCUGACGUAGCCAGGUCCAUUUGGCAGCAGUGUAACCACAGAUUCUGCACUGCAGCAGGUGUCAGAGCUGCGUGCCCAGUAGGAGGAGAUCAGUCCAUCACAACACAGCACUCAGCAUUUUACACUGCAGCCUGCAGUAGGAUCCUGACUGUGUUCUUUCAAGACAAGCACUGGGAGGUUGUGGACUUCUCUAAGAACAGGAUCAAGCAUUUUAAGAAUAUCAUCCCACUGAUCAGAGACCUCAGGAAUCUAUUCAUGAGAGAGAGACACUGGGAUCAAAUAAGACAAGAGGUGCAGCAGACAUUUGACCCAACCAGUGCAGACUUCACUCUGGAGAAGAUUGUGGCUUUGGGUCUGGACCACCAUGCUGAGCGUAUCAGUGACAUAUCAGGAGCGACCAGCAAAGAACUCUCCAUAGAACAGACACUGGAAGGCAUCAUGAAGACAUGGGAGGAAAUGUCCCUGGACAUCACACCCUACAAAGACAAAGGACACCACAAACUGAGGGGAACAGAUUAUGUGUUCCAGGCUCUGGAGGAUAACCAGGUGACACUCUCUGUAAUGAAAGCAUCUCGUUUCGUCAAAGCAUUUGAAAAGGAAGUUGACCACUGGGAACGUAGUCUGUCUCUGGUGCUGGAAGUCAUUGAAAUGAUCCUCACUGUACAAAGACAAUGGAUGUAUCUAGAGAAUAUCUUUCUGGCAGAUGAUAUAUGUAAGCAGUUGGUUCGUGAAACGGCUGAAUUUGAUGACGUCAACUCCAGUUGGAAAAUCAUCAUGGACCGACUCGACAAGGACAAAAAUGCUCUCAGAGGAACACACCAUCCCGGUCUUCUAGAGAAGCUCUCAGAAAUGAACACUAAGUUAGAAGAGAUUCAGAAAUCUCUGGACAUGUACCUGGAGACCAAACGGCAAAGAAUAUGGGUUGGGAUCAAUAACAACAAAUCAGAGGCAAGUGGGAUGUUCUCAGCUGAUGGGGAGUUUGUUGACUUCACUCAUCCCGUUCUUCUGGAGGUGCCAGUGGAGGCAUGGUUGUGUGAUGUCGAGCGAACCAUGUGCUGGACUUUAAAGGACUGUCAGAAGAACUGCUCCAUGGCUCUCAAGAAGAUGCCAGGGAAGAGGGGCAAAUGGGUACGAGACUGGCCAGGACAGAUGUUGAUCACAGCCAGCCAAAUCAAGUGGACCACAGAUGUCACCAGAGUGCUCAUGACCAGCAAAGAGAGAGUAGAUAAAGGUGCCCUUAAAUCACUUAAAAAGAAACAGUGUUUGGGUUGUGUUGCCCAAGUGUCCAUGCUAAGUCAGAACUCUGAAGCCAUACGAGGGAACUUAUAGAAGAUUCUGCACUUUAAGAUUGUCGCCCUGGUCACCAUUGAGAUCCACGCCUGUGAUGUCAUCAGCAAACUGGCCAAAUCAGGCUGUUGUGACGUCAGUGCCUUUGACUGGCUGUGCCAACUCUGCCUGUACUGGGACAAGGAUGUGUAUGACUGCAUCAUCAAACAGACCAAUACUCACUUCCGCUAUGGCUACGAGUACCUGGGCAACUCUGGUCGUCUGGUCAUCACCCCCCUCACAGACAGGUGCUACAUGACUCUUACCACAGCAGUGGUAAAAGGGGUAGUUCUCAAAGUCCCUGCUGGAACUGGGAAGACAGAGACAGUUAAAGACCUGGGUAAAUCUUUGGGCAUGUACGUGAUUGUGGUCAACUGAGAAGGCCUGGACUUCAAAUCUAUGGGCCUCAUGUACUCUAGCCUGACAGGCUACGCUGGCCGCACUGAGCUGCCUGAUAAUUUGAAGUCUAUGUUUCAGCCGAUUUCUGUGGUAGUGCCAGAUUCCACCCUCAUAGCUGAGAUCACGCUUUUUACAGAGGGUUUCAAUAACUGCAAGGUGUUGGCUAAGAAGGUCUUCACUCUGUAUUCUCUGGCAGUACAGCAGUUGUCUAAACAGGACCACUAUGACUUUGGCUUGAGGGCUCUCACCUCUCUGCUUCGCUAUGCUGGAAAGAAGCGCAGAACUCGCCCUGACAUUGUCGAUGAAGAGAUCCUGCUGAUGUCUAUGAAGGACAUGAACAUCGCUAAACUCACCUCCAUUGAUCUGCCACUGUUUAAUGGGAUCAUCCAGGAUCUUUUCCCUGCCGUGGAGGCGCCCACUAUCGACUACGGAAAGCUGAAAGAAGCUAUAGAGGCAGAACUUCGACAGAAUGGUCUCCAGGUGACCCCCUUCACUGUGACCAAGGUAAUUCAACUGUACGAGACCAAAAACUCCAGAUACUCCUCGAUGAUCGUGGGGAAGACGGGCAGCGGCAAGGCGGUCACAUGGAGAACCCUUCAAAACACCCUUAGCACCCUGCAACGCAACGGAGAACCGGUAUUCAACCUAAUACGAGAGUGUCCCCUAAACCCCAAGGCAGUGAGCCUGGGAGAACUGUAUGGAGAAUAUAACCUCUCCACCAAUGAGUGGACAGACGGCGUGUGCAGUAAUAGAAUGUGAUGUGCUUGCUCAGAUGAGAAGCCUGAUGAGAAGUGGAUUGUUUUUGACGGGCCAGUGGACACACUGUGGAUCGAGAGCAUGAUCUCUGUAAUGGAUGACAACAAAGUCCUCACACUCAUCAACGGAGAGAGAAUCUCCAUUCCCGAACAGGUUUCAUUAUUGUUUGAAGUAGAGGAUCUAGCUGUGGCGUCUCCUGCUUCUGUGUCUCGUUGUGGUGUGGUUUACAACAACUACUCUGACUUGACCUGGAAGCCUUAUGUUCAGUCCUGGAUAAAAAAACGACAGAAGGUUGAAAUGGAUCAUCUCAGGCAGCUGUUUGACCGCUACAUAGACAAGACCCUCACUUUUAAGAAGACUCACUGUAAGGAGCUGGUGCCCAUCACUGAACUGAACGGAGUGGCAUACUCACUGGCCACUCCAGAGAACGGGGUGAGCCCAGCGGACUCUGAAAACUUUGGCCGUAUGGUGGAGCUCUGGUUCAUCUUCAGUCUCAUAUGGUCGUGCGCCUCUGUAGAUGAGGAUGGACACAAGAAGACUGACAACUUCCUGCAGGAAAUAGAGGGAACUUUCCCUAACAAGCUAUAAAGUGGCAUAAAAAGUGACACAAUCUACGAAUACGACGUGGACACCAAGAACAAAACGUGGGCGUCAUUUGAGGACAAUCUGCCCAAAGGCUGGCGCUACACCUCCAAAGUUUUCCUGGAUGAUCUCAACAUGCCCGCCACGGACGACUUUGGCUUUCAGCUGCCUCUGGAGCUGCUUCGCCUCUGGAUCGACUACGGCUUCUGGUACGACCGCCAGAAACAGAUCCUCAAGUGUAUCAAGGACAUUUUCCUGCUGGCUGCCAUGGGGCCCCCUGGUGGAGGGAGGACUCAGAUACCUGGAUGCCUUCAGAGCCGCUUUAAACUUAUCAACAUGACAUUCCCUACAGAGUCUCAGAUAAAGCGCAUCUAUGGCACCACGAUCAGUCAGAAGCUGCAGGAGUUUGAGGAGGAUGUGAAGCCCAUCGGGGGAGUUCUGACUCAGGCCACCCUGGAGCUCUACCACGCCAUUACCACCCGCUUCUUACCCACGCCCGCAAAAAUACAUUAUCUCUUCAACCUCAGAGACAUCUCCAAGGUGUUCCAGGGUUUAUUGCGAGCACACAAAGACUUCCAUGACACCAAACAGAGCAUCACCCGCCUCUGGAUUCAUGAGUGCUUCAGGGUUUAUUGCGAGCACACAAAGACUUCCAUGACACCAAACAGAGCAUCACCCGCCUCUGGAUUCAUGAGUGCUUCAGAUAUGUUGGACUUCAAAGCUCUGAAGGUUCAUAUGGAGAACCAGUUAGAGGACUAUAACUUCACACCUGGUGUGGUGCCCAUGAGUCUGGGCUAUGAUGAGAUGAGACUAAAGAACAUGCCUCCUGCAGGAAUGAUGUGUGCCUAUGUGUUUGUAUGCAUUGGCAUUUUAAUGUUAACGCGUUUGGUGCGUGUGAUCAGUCAGCUCCGGGGGAACAUGUUGCUGGUUGGUAUCGUUGGCUCAGGCAGGCAGAGUUUAACCAGACUAACUGCCUACAUCUGUAAGUUUACGGUCUUCAAGGUGAAGGUCACCAAACAGUACAGCAAACAAGAGUUCAGAGAGGAUAUUAAAAAGCUCUAUCGGCUGACAGGAGUGGAAAACAAGCCCACUGUGUUCCUGUUUAAUGACACACAGAUUGUCGACGAGUCCUUCCUUGAAGACACUAACAACAUCCUGAGCUCAGGGGAGGUGCCCAAUCUCUAUAAAGUGGACGAGCUUGAUGAGAUUCAGAAUGCUCUGUCAGACUCAGCCAGGAAGGACAAUAUCCUGAAGACAUCAGACGCCAUGUUUAACUAUCUGAUAGAGCGUGUCAGAAAUAACCUGCACAUUGUGCUGUCCAUGAGCCCUGUAGGAGAUCCAUUCAGGAACCAUAUUCGACAGUACCCAGCACUUGUGAACUGCACAACGGUAGACUGGCCACGUGAUGCUCUGUUGGAAGUGGCAGAAAGAUGUUUGGAUGGCCUCUCUCUAGGGAGCGAGGAUGGGAUCCAGACUAAAGUUGCCAGUAUCUUUGUGACCGUGCACCAGUCUGUGGCCCAGUUUUCUCACAGAGUGAAAGUAGAACUGAAGAGACACUAUUAUGUCACGCCCACCAACUACCUGGAGCUGGUUUCUGGAUACAAGAACAUGCAUUCUUGGAAUAUUUAUAACCUUCUAAGAUUGGCGGUGGGUGCUCACAGUGAGAAAAUAGAAGCAGAAGAAAUCAAGUGUAAGGCCAUGGCUCAGAACGCUCAGAGAGACCUAGAUGAAUCACUUCAUGCUCUAGAGGAAGCCAUGAAGGCUCUGGAGUCGCUGAAUAAGAAAGAUAUGACGGAUAUCAAGUCUUAUGGCAGGCCUCCAGCUCUUGUGGAAACCGUCAUGCAGGCAGUUAUGAUCCUCAGAGGAUGUGAUCCAACUUGGGCGGAGGCCAAGAGACAACUGGGAGAGGCCAACUUCAUUAAGCAGUUGGUGAAUUUUGAUAAGGACAACAUCUCCGACUGCAUGCUGAAGACCAUUGGACAGUACUGCAUGCAGCCCGACUUCCAGCCUGAGAUCAUUGGACGGGUCUCGCUGCAUGUGGGUGAGGGUCAUGGAGCCAGGUUGCAUGGAGCAAUGACUCAGCUGGAUGAGAAACAGGCCACACUAGCUGAGGCCCAGGGCAAACUCGGAGAGGUAGGAGAGAAACUGGAUCAGCUGAAGCGACAAUAUGAUGAAAAGCUGGCCAAGAAAGAGGAGCUACGGAGGAAAUCCGAGGACAUGGAGCUCAAACUGGACCGGGCCGGCAAGCUGGUGUCCGGACUGGCAGGAGAGAGAGUUCGCUGGAAGGAGACAGUUGCUGGUCUGGAGAAGAACAUUUCCUGAUCCUGUCUGGCGGGAUACUGCCUGCUGGCUGCUGCCUUCCUGUCCUAUAUGGCGGUCACAAAUAUAUGGAUGAAACAGGUGAGAGAACUGGGGGUGCCGUGUUCUCCGGGGUUCAGCUUUGCAAUGUUCCUGUCUAAACCCACGACAGUGCACGAAUGGAAUAUCCAAGGCCUCCCGUCUGAUGCCUUUUCCACCGAGAAUGGAGUCAUCGUCACCCGUGGCAACCGAUGACCACUAAUGGUGGACCCUCAAGGACAAGCGCUAAAGUGGAUCAGGAACAUGGAGUCCAAAAGGGGGUUGAAGGUAAUUUUUUUGCAGAUCCUGGAGAAUGUAGUGCAGUUUGGUUCCCCGAUUCUUUUAUAGAACGUCCAAGAGGAACUAGAUCCUUCACUGGCCCCCAUCCUCAACAAGUCCCUCACACGAGUUGGUGGACGUUUCUUGUUAAGACUGGGAGAUAAAGAAGUGGAAUACAGUCCUGAAUUCCAUUUUUACAGGACCACCAAACUGUCCAAUCCACAUUACACUCCUGAAAUCUCAUCCAAAACCACCAUCAUCAACUUUGCUGUUAAAGAACAGGGUCUGGAGGCCCAGCUGCUGGGGAUCGUGGUGAGGAAGGAGCGUCCUGAGCUGGAGGAACAGAAGGACUCUCUGGUGAUCAGUAUCGCCUCUGGCAAGAGGAAACUGCAGGAGCUGGAGGACGAGAUCCUGCGGUUGUUGAAUGAGGCGUCCGGCUCCCUACUGGAUGAUGUUCAGCUGGUGAACACCCUGCAGACCUCCAAAGUCACGGCCACAGAGGUCGCAGAGCAACUGGAGAUCAGCAAACUGACCGAGAGCCAAAUCGAUACCGCCAGAGAGGCCUACCGCCCCUGCGCCCAGAGGGCGUCCAUCCUGCUCUUUGUACUGAAUGAUCUGGGCUAUAUAGAUCCAAUGUAUCAGUUCUCUUUGGAUGCCUACAUCAACCUGUUCAACCUGAGUAUAGAGAGCAGCUCCCGCAGCCACAAACUGGAGGAGAGGAUAAACAACCUCAACAGACACCACAUUACGCCUGUUUGAUCUGUUUGCAGAUACACCUGUUGAGGACUGUUUGAGUGUCACAAGCUCCUGUUCAGUUUCCACAUUUGCGCCAAGAUCCUGGAGGACAUCCAGGAAGCUCAACUGAUGAAUACAGCUUUUUUCUACGGGGGGGGACUGGUUCUGGAUAAGGAGAAACAGAUGGAAAAGCCCUGCUCUAGCUGGCUGUCGGACUCUAACUGGGACAACAUAACUGAACUGGAUAAACUGACUAAUUUCCAUGGACUCAUGGCCUCGUUUGAGCAGUACCCUCAAGACUGGCACCUCUGGUACACCAAUCCAGAACCAGAGAAAGCACUGCUUCCUGGUAAUAUGUCUGCAUGUGUGUGUGGGUCAAGUUUUGCGUACAUUUUUACAGUGACAGAACUCAUGAUGUAUCAUUGGGUGUUCUUGGCUAAUUGUCACCUCUCUCUCUCUUGGAUGUGUGAGCUGGAUAAGCUAGUAGAUGAGUUAAAAGUCCAAGAAUGUCAUCCGGAUUUCCGGCUGUGGCUAAGCUCCUCCCCUCACCCAGAAUACCCCAUUGCUAUCCUGCAGACGGGCAUCAAAAUAACUACUGAGCCUCCCAGGGGGGUGAAGUGGAAUAUGAAGCGUCUCUAUCAGCGGGUGUCUGAGUCUCAGUUCUCGCGCUGUUCGCGGCUGCUGCUGUACCGUAAGCUGCUCUUCACUCUCUGCUUCUUCCACAGCGUCAUCCUGGAGAGGAAGAAGUUCCUACAGCUCGGCUGGAACAUUGUCUACAGCUUCAAUGACUCUGACUUUGAGGUGAGUGAGAAUCUUCUGAGUCUUUAUUUGGAUGAGUAUGAGGAAAUCCCCUGGGACGCUCUCAAGUUCCUCAUCGCUGGGAUCAACUAUGGAAGACAUGUGACUGACGACUUGGACCGGCAUCUGCUUACCACCUACAUCAACCAGUAUUUCUGUCUUGCUGUUAUUGAUACGCCCUUCUUUAAGAUUUCAUUUAUUCAUGAUGCCCGUGUGCCUCCUCUCUAGGAAAUGGCGUACCCAUCUCUGAAGCCCUUGGCGUCUUGGACAAGGUACCUGUGCCAGCACGUGGAGCAGUUUGCUCGCUGGGCCCCUCCAACUGCUCACCCUCCUGUCCUCUUCUGGCUGUCUGGAUUUACCUUCCCUACGGGCUUCCUCACCGCUGUACUGCAGAGCUUUGCACGCCAGAACAAUGUGUCUGUAGACACUCUAUCCUGGGAGUUCACUGUCAACACUAUGGAUGACAAGAAUCUGCUUUUCCCUCCCAAGAUAUGUACUCCUGUCCCUGCUACUACUACCCUGUGCGGUCCGGCGGUAGUGGUCGCCCGUCAUUUGUGGUGGCAGUUGAUCUGAAGUCUGGAGCUGUGCCUUAUGAUCACUGGAUCAAGAGAGGAACCGCUCUGCUCAUGAGCCUUGAUAACUAAACACACUCACACACACACUUUCAGUGACACUUAACUAACACUCCAUAUCUAAUUUUAUACAAUGCACAACAGAGCACAAGCACAAGUAAAUUUAAUUUAAGGAGAUAAUUUAAUAUGUGCUAAAUCCAAGAGCUGAAAUGAAAAC